Molecule: messenger RNA, 1350 nt
Organism: Paraglomus brasilianum
Lineage: Eukaryota; Fungi; Glomeromycota; Glomeromycetes; Paraglomerales; Paraglomeraceae
Source: the annotation of a GenBank genome assembly
AUGAGAGAAAUUAUUCACUUGCAGACAGGUCAAUGUGGCAAUCAGAUCGGUCAAGCUUUCUGGGAAGCUAUUUCUGCUGAACACGGAUUAGACCCUAGCGGUGCUUACACUGGAAACAAUGACUUACAGCUCGAACGUAUCGACGUGUAUUAUAAUGAGGGUAUGGGUGGUAAAUAUGUACCAAGAGCUAUAUUGAUAGAUCUCGAACCGGUCACAAUGGACUCGAUCCGAUCUAGCGCAUACGGUCAGCUUUUCCGUCCUGAUAAUUUUAUCUUUGGCCAAUCAGGCGCUGGAAAUAACUGGGCUAAAGGCUACUAUACCGAAGGUGCAGAGUUGGUCGACGCUAUUCUCGACGUCCUUCGCAAGGAAGCCGAAUCUACCGACUGUCUCCAAGGAUUUCAAGUGACACACUCCCUUGGUGGCGGUACGGGUUCAGGUCUAGGUUCGCUUUUGCUCUCAAAGAUCAGGGAAGAAUACCCGGAUAGGAUGUUGUGUACAUUCUCGGUGGUGCCUAGUCCUAAAGUAUCUGAUACAGUAGUUGAGCCUUACAAUGCUGUAUUGUCGGUACAUCAACUGGUUGAAAACAGCGACGAGACUUUCUGUAUCGAUAAUGAAGCUUUAUAUGAUAUCUGUUUCCGUACAUUGAAGUUGUCUAAUCCGAGUUAUGGUGAUUUAAAUCAUUUGGUUUCUUCGGUCAUGAGUGGUAUUACUACAUGUUUGAGAUUCCCCGGACAAUUGAACAGUGAUCUGAGGAAAUUAGCUGUGAAUAUGGUUCCAUUCCCUCGUCUUCACUUCUUCAUGGUUGGCUUUGCCCCUUUAACUUCAAGAAAUUCAACUGCCUUCCGAGCACUCACCGUACCCGAACUAACUGCACAAAUGUUCGAUGCCCGUAACAUGAUGGCUGCUUCUGAUCCACGCCAUGGACGAUACCUCACCGUGGCUACAAUCUUCCGGGGUCGUCUAUCCACAAAGGAAAUCGAGCAGCAAAUGCACGAUGUUCAGACAAAGAACUCAUCCUUCUUUGUCGAAUGGAUUCCGAGUAACGUCAAGACUGCUGUGUGUGAUAUCCCCCCGGUCGGAUUGACAAUGUCGGGAACCUUUAUAGGAAACAGUACAGCAAUCCAAGAGUUAUUUAAGAGAAUAAAUACGCAGUUUACCGCUAUGUUUAGGAGGAAGGCUUUCUUGCAUUGGUAUACCGGUGAAGGGAUGGAUGAGAUGGAGUUUACCGAGGCCGAGUCGAAUAUGAAUGAUUUGGUUUCAGAAUAUCAGCAAUAUCAAGACGCUGCAGUCGAAGAUGAUGAAGAUGUUAAUUACGAGGGCGAGGAAUACGCCGAAGAAGUAGAAGAAUAA